This is a messenger RNA of Heterocephalus glaber (naked mole-rat), 2456 nucleotides long. RefSeq lists its product as uncharacterized. Gene Ontology annotation, cellular component: cytosol. Gene Ontology annotation, biological process: L-threonine catabolic process; glycine biosynthetic process. The record is from RefSeq and is a predicted model, not a curated record. Gene Ontology annotation, molecular function: L-allo-threonine aldolase activity. Lineage: Eukaryota; Metazoa; Chordata; Mammalia; Rodentia; Bathyergidae.
UAAUCAACUGUUUUGUAUAUUUGUUUUCAGUUUUCAUUUCGACAUGCGCUCCAGUUAUAGCUAUUAUAAUAAAGUAUCUUAACAAUUAAAAUAUAAUAAAAUGCUCCAGAAUCCCCUGUGGGUUUGGUCUCUGCCGCGACGAAACGGGGACUACAACUCCCAGCAUGCCGCGGGCCCCUCCUGUUUUGUUUCCGAUCCUGUCGCAAGGGGCGGACCACAACUCCCAGCGUGCCCCGGGCCCCAAGCUAAGUCCUAAAUCCGGAAAGUCCGAAGGCGCCGACCCACGGCCUCGAGUGGGCACCCGCUGGGAAGAGAAGGGUUAGCCGCUCUCGGCGGGGUGGAGAGACCGGUGCAGCCUCCGCCAUGCUCCACGCACUGGCCGGGGCCGCGACCCUGGGGCUCAGGGGGCCCUGGGCGCGGUGGUCUGGGAGGCGGGCGGGGGUCCAGGCCCACGUGGUGGACCUGCGCAGCGACACGGUGACCAGGCCUGGGCCGGCCAUGCGGCGCGCCAUGGCCGAGGCGAUCGUGGGGGACGAUGACUACGGCGAGGACCCGACGGUCCGCGAGCUGCAGGAAAAGGCUGCGGAGCUGCUAGGGGUGGAGCAGACUCUGUUUGUGCCCACCAACACUAUGGCCAACCUCAUCUCUGUGAUGGGUCACUGCCGGCGCCGGGGCUCCCAGCUCCUCCUUGGGCAGGAGUGCCACCUCCAGGUCUAUGAGCAGGGCGGGGUGGCUCAGCUCGCCGGGGUGCUUGCCAACCCACUCCCGGACCUGCCACAUGGCACGCUGGAUCUGGCUGAGCUGCAGAGGGUGCUUGCUCGGGGCCACGGGAGCCCCUACCACCCAGUGUGUGAGCUCGUGUGCCUGGAGAACACGCACUGCAGCUCCGGAGGCCGGGUCCUGCCCAUCGACUACCUCCGCCAGGGGACAGUGCUGAGGCUCAGGUGGCACAUGACCGCUCAGGUCCCACAUACCCAGAGCUGGUCACCACACCAGGCUCCUGACUCCAGACCUUGUGAUUCCUCCGGGGGUCACACCCAGGAGCCUCCCGGAGACCUGUCCUCCUUGGGGCUGGCCCCUCUGACCUCUGCCUGCCCUGCAUUCCAGGUACACCUCCUGGCCAGGACCUAUGGGGCCCGCAUCCACCUGGAUGGGGCCCGGCUGAUGAAUGCAGCCGUGGCUCUGCGUGUGCCCCCUGCCCACAUCGUGGAGCACUGUGACUCUGUGUCUUUCUGUUUCUCCAAGGGCCUGGGUGCACCUGGGGGGGCCCUGGUCGGGGGGCCCAAGGACUUCAUUGAAGAAGCCUGGCGUUUCCGGAAAGCCCUGGGCGGAGGCAUGCGCCAGUCUGGGGUGCUGGCUGCUGCAGCCCUGGUGGGCCUGGCUGGCGCAGAGGAGGCCCUGCUGCAGGACCACAAGAAUGCCCAGAGAUUCGCCAAAGGUCUCCAGGAGUUGGCGUCGCCCGUCUGCUCUGUAGAUCCUGCCACUGUGGAGACCAACAUGGUGCUGGUGAGGGUGAACGGGUUGGCACCCACAGAGCUGUGCCAGCGCCUGCAGGUGGUGAGCGCUGACGAGGUGGCACAGAUCGGCCGUGCUGUGCAUGUGCUGGUGUUUCCCUGGACAGAACAGUCCGUGCGUGCUGUGUGGCACCGUGACAUCUCCACCCAGGACACUGACCUAGCCCUGAGGAAGUGGGCACUCGUGCUGAGGCAGCUGGAGUCCUGAGGACAGGGUGAUCAGGGACCCCAUAUCCUGGCAGGGACUGAAGUGGGGAGAGGUGUUCGGAGCCUGUGGCCUAGCAGCCUGCCAGAAGUAAUGGCCAACCUCUGUGGGGAGGCAGCACCAUCCAAAGCCUCAGGGUUCUCAACAGUGACUCAUAUGUGAUGUCCCCACUCCAUCAGAAAUAACCAGGCAUGGGAUCAGACAAGAUGUGACUGAAAAUCAAGGGUAAAAGCCAGAUAAACAGACCUGAGGGUGAUCAAGAUAACAGAGUUAUUAGGAUUUCAGAUCAAAUAUUUAAGGAAUUACCAGGCAAGAUUGAAAAAUUUAACAGAGAACUUGAAACUGUAAGAUGACUGCAUGGAAAUUCUAGAAAUGAAAACUAUAAUAAAUUAAGAUCUCAGUAGAUAAAUUUGAUAGCAGAUGAGACACCGCUGAAGAGAGAAUUAGUGAAGAGGACAGUAAGUCAGGAGAAGAUCUAUCGAGAUAAACAGACCCAAAGUUGGUUUUUUGAAUGGAGUAGUCAAAUUGAUAAUAACCUCCUGGUGGACUGAUCAAAAAUCAGAGAGGAGGGCUGGGGAUUUAGCUCAGUGGUUCCGCCGCCUGCCUUUCAAGCACAAGGUCCUGAGUUUGAUCCCCAGUACCAAAACAAAAAAAGAAAAAAUGAAAGAGGAAAUACAGAUCAUCGUUUGUUUUGUGUGUGUGUGUGUGUUUGUUUUGUGUGUGUGUGUGUGUUUGUU